Molecule: messenger RNA, 1380 nt
Organism: Exserohilum turcica Et28A
Lineage: Eukaryota; Fungi; Ascomycota; Dothideomycetes; Pleosporales; Pleosporaceae
Product: glycosyltransferase family 76 protein
Exons: 3
Coding region: 1-1380 (459 amino acids)
Biological process (GO): GPI anchor biosynthetic process
Cellular component (GO): mannosyltransferase complex; endoplasmic reticulum membrane
Molecular function (GO): alpha-1,6-mannosyltransferase activity; GPI mannosyltransferase activity
Source: RefSeq, a predicted model, not a curated record
AUGGCCAACGCACUUGGGCUUCCAGGGCAAGGACAAGUCGGCCGUUUGGUUGUCAUAGCCUUUCUUUGGAAGACACUGCUUCUCGCGCUUGCAGCCUUUUGCCCGGGCCCUGGUUACGACACAUCUGCUCUGAUAUUGCUAGACGCGAGCGCGCAGCGCCACAACCACUUCAAUGACACGACGCGCGGCGGGCGAUUGAUCCUGAAUUUGCUGCGAUGGGACGCCUUGUACUUUGUCAAAGCCGCUGAGCGGGGCCAGAUCCACGAGCAAGCAUGGGCGUUCAGCGGGGCAUACUCCCGUCUUCUGGGCCUAAUCGGUCAACUGAUGAGUGGAGGUGCAAAGCCUCCGUUUCACUACUACGUUGUGGCUGGCAUCGUCCUUUCCAACGCUUGCCAUGUCCUCUCUGCGCUAGUGCUGUAUCGCCUCUUGACGCUGAUUGUGGAACCGCAGCGGCGAAAAGUCAUCCCAUUCAUUGCAGCUGUCUUGCAUGUCUUGACGCCAGCGUCCCUGUUCAUGUGUGCGCCAUACGCAGAGGCCAUGUUCUCUCUUCUUAAUUUUUCGGGUAUGCUCUUGUACGCCCAAUCCAAGGCCAUGGCUGGAACUACCGCGUUCUCUUUCCAGGAGGACAUACAGAAGCUCGGUGCGGGUCUUUUCUUUGCUGCUGCCACGCUCACGAGGAGUAAUGGGUUGCUUAGCGGCAUCAUCUUGUUAUACGAUGUGGCUGGGUCCCUCGUCAAUCUUACGUCUGCGCAGCGCAGCAUUCAUGAUUUCAGGCGGAUGCUCGUUACAUGUCUAGCCGGCAGCAUGAUAGCCGUGGCCUUCAUCGGGCCGCAGUAUCUAGCAUAUGCCGAGUUUUGUAAUCCCGAGAGUGACGCGGGAAUCCGGCCAUGGUGUGAGCGGAGCGUGCCGAGUAUCUACUCGUGGGUACAAAGUCAUUACUGGAAUGUGGGACUUUUCCGCUACUGGACUGUAUCGAAUUUGCCUCUGUUCAUGCUAGCAGCACCGAUGGUAUGGCUCCUGUUGACCUCGAGUGUGACCACUCUCCGCAGUUGCGUUCAGCGCUUGUUGCAUCAGCCUACUGUUCCUGGAGCUGGUGGAACGAAGGUUUCUGGGGAUAAAAUCUCUGCGGUAUGCACGCUGCCUGAACUGGCACUCCCGCAAUUACUGCUGGCUGUCAUGGCCGUCACGAGCUUCCAUGUUCAGAUUGUGAAUCGGAUCGCCUCAGGCUAUCCAAUUUGGUACCUCGUCCUUGCGACUUGGGUGGCAGACUCGCAGCGUGCAAAGGAUCAUUCGCAAAGAGCGCAAUGGUUUGUUCGUGGUAUCAUCGUGUAUUCCCUAAUCCAGGGAGCGCUGUUUGCAAACUUCCUUCCGCCUGCUUAA